This is a messenger RNA of Zophobas morio, 972 nucleotides long. RefSeq lists its product as uncharacterized. Bases 31 to 795 code for a protein of 254 amino acids. Lineage: Eukaryota; Metazoa; Arthropoda; Insecta; Coleoptera; Tenebrionidae. The transcript has 4 exons. The record is from RefSeq and is a predicted model, not a curated record. Gene Ontology annotation, molecular function: odorant binding.
GCUCUUCAGUGGUAAUAAACUAGCACAGCCAUGAAUAAGCAAAUCGCAGUCGUUACUCUUCUUAUAGCCAUCGCCGUCAUCGCCACAGCUUACGAUUUUAACGACCCGCUAUUUAACCAAAUCCUGGCCGAUGAGCUGGCGGAACUUCACUCGUUGGAGGAUGAAUUCCAGCAUCCCAGGAGCCGUAGGGACGAGGAAGCGGUGAACUUAGAUAAGGACAAGUGUAGACCCUUCAGGAGGAAGAGUUGGUGCUGCGCUGAAGAAACUACCGACGCGCUGCACGAGAAGAACAGGGAGAUAAAGAGGGAGUGCUUCAAGAAAGUGACAGGUAGGGAUAAGGAUGGGAAGGACAGCAGAGACGGGAAGGAUGGGUUUGAUCCUUUCAGAUGCGAUAAAGUGGAGAAACAUAGGAAGGAAAUGACGUGCGUCGUCCAGUGCGUCGGCCAGCAAAAAGGCUUGCUGGACGAGGACGGUAACCCCAAAGAGGCCGAAUUUACGGCUUUAGUGAAAGAGACCAUGUCGAAGGAAUCCUGGUUCGCCUCUAUCCAGGACAAAGUGAUUCCUACAUGCUUGGCUGAAGCCAGGAAUGCCACAGCCAACCGCGAUACCUCCGAUACUGAAUCUUGUAAUCCGGCCGGCGUUAAACUCGUGCACUGCUUGUUUAGGGAAAUUCAGCUCGGUUGCCCUGCCGAGCAGAUAAAAGAUCAGAAAGCCUGCAAUAGGGUCAGGGAUAAGAUCAAACGCCACAACGACUUCUUCCCGCAUCCGCCGCCGUCGUUCCUCCACGACGAGUAAAUUAACGACAACCUGCCGGGGCUAUUAACGAGCGUUUUCUAAAGGGGUUAAUGAGUAGGCGUAUUACUUCCUUAGUGCUAGUUUGCUGUGUUAUAUUGUUCGGUUUAUUGUUAUAGUAUACCUUGUAUUAUUUAAAGAUUUAUUACUUAAUUAAUAGAAACAAGUGUUUAAAUAAAA